Mytilinidion resinicola is the source of this 1748-nucleotide messenger RNA. RefSeq names its product O-methyltransferase. Lineage: Eukaryota; Fungi; Ascomycota; Dothideomycetes; Mytilinidiales; Mytilinidiaceae. The transcript is spliced from 2 exons. The record is from RefSeq and is a predicted model, not a curated record. The coding region runs from base 125 to 1459 and encodes 444 amino acids. Gene Ontology annotation, molecular function: O-methyltransferase activity.
GUUGAGCCUGGAGAGUCUUUAUAGUCUUUUCAGGUGCCGAGCCAUCAUACAUGAAAAGUGAAGAGUAAACAUCCUACCUACAACUUCUACGCCCAGCCCAGCAAGCCAGCACACCGGCGCAAUCAUGACGACCAACGCCAUCAACGGUACCAACGGUACCAAGCACGUGAAUGAGACCUCUUCCCCCUCCACCGACAUCCUCACUCUGGCGCUGGACAUUGUCGACAAUGCGGCCAACAUCAAGACGCUGCUCGCUUCCCAGGGUCUCCCCUCGCCAAGCUUUGAGCCCGACUCGGCGGAGAUCCCGGACACGCCGGAACAAGCCGCCCUGCGCAGCCGCCUCGUGGCAUCGCUCGACGAUCUGAAGCUGCUCGUCGUCGGGCCGCGCCGCACAGUGCGCAGCCUCAUCUGUUUCAGCAACGACCUGGCUGCCUUCCAGGUCGCGUUCGAAUUUGGCUUCUUCACCAUUGUGCCCGAGUCGGAAGAUGGCAUCGCCGUGGAAAAAAUCGCCCGCCAGGCGGGCAUGGAUGCAAGUCGCGCGCGCCAGGUGCUGAGGCUGCUGUGCACGCAUCGCGUCUUCAGGGAGGUCAAGGAAGGGUGGUUCGCGCACACGGCCAUGAGCGCCGUCUUCAAACGGGACGAGAACCUGAGGGCUGCCGGGCAUUUUGGGAUGGACGAGAUCUUCAAGGCCGCCUCUUCGACCUCCGACACCAUCAAGGCGUCGCCUCACAAAUCCGACGUCGAGCAUUCGCCCUUCAGGACGCGCCUUGGCGCCUCCAUGUUUGAGUACUACGAGCAGCACCCGGAUCACGCUGCUCGGUUCGCCAAGGCCAUGGCCGUCGACCGUAAACCAAGCGCACUCGCUGACCUGUUCCCGUGGGACACCCUCAAUGGCACCGUCGUCGACGUGGGCGGCGGCAGCGGGCACAUCGCCAUCGCCCUCGCGCACCGCUUCCCACACCUCAACUUCCUCGUGCAGGACGGCGUGCCUGACAUGCUUGUCCAGGGCCGGCGCCUCCUCGAGGCCGAGGACCCUGCCGUGGCCGGCCGCAUCGAGCUGCUGGAGCAGGACUUCUUCAAGCCGCAGCCGCCGCCCGAACGCCUCACCACUCGCGGUCCCGUAGCCGGCUUCUUCCUCCGCCACGUCUUCCAUAACUGGAGCGACGCCGACUCUGUGCGCAUCGCCCGCGCGCUAGUGCCCGCCCUCGAGGCCGCCGCCCCAGAGACCCCGCUCAUCAUCAGUGACAGGGUGCUCCCCAGCCUGGGGAGCGGAGUGCCGCUGCACGAGGAGCGCGGCAUGCGUCAGAUGGACGUGAUGAUGAUGGUGGAGCUGGGAGCUAAGGAGCGAACCAAAGUGGAGUGGGAGGCCUUGUUCAAGGCGGCAGAUGAGAGGCUGGUGGUGAAGAAGGUGCACGGACAAGGAGCGUCCAGCAUCGUGGAGGUGGUGCUUAGGAAGUGAGGGAGGUCAUAUUAACCGGAGUGAGGAUACUGUAAAACCCCGGAGUAGUGUUUUCUGGGGAUAGUGAUAUAUUCCAUACAGUGAUAGUCUUCGCCAGACCGUCCAAUUUUGUAUUGGCUAUGACAAUUUUGUAUGAGCUGGUGGUCCGUGGCACAUGUACUCCCCUAGGAUCUUGCUGUUUUCGGGUCACUGGCCUACAAAUCACACACACGUGACUCUUUAUACAGUGAUACUCUCUGGAGCGAUACAACCCCUCCGAAAAAAACAUAUCACUAUAACGGGGUUUUAC